Molecule: messenger RNA, 996 nt
Organism: Peromyscus maniculatus bairdii (prairie deer mouse)
Lineage: Eukaryota; Metazoa; Chordata; Mammalia; Rodentia; Cricetidae
Source: RefSeq, a predicted model, not a curated record
CUCACUCUGAGAAUGGAUGACAGUUCGUUUAUGGGACAAGAAAAUCUUUCUUGUCUCUAGGGAGUAUAACCUGGAGUUAUUCCAGCUUCUUCAGUCAAAUGUUGGCAAAUCUUGGGGGAAUCGACCCCCACAGAUUCAGCCUUGAAGUGGGGGCCAGCCCCUGCAGGCUAUACUUGACUUUUUUAAUGUAGCCUGCCUCCCUACCAAAAGAUGGCUGCAGUAUCAUGCUAGUAGUGGUGGGUACGAUCUCAACCUCUUUGCCAGCCCUCCUGACUGCAACUUCCUGUGUUCCGUCUGCCAUGGGGUUCUCAAGAGGCCAAUGAGGCUGCCAUGCAGUCACAUCUUCUGCAAAAAGUGCAUCCUCCAGUGGCUAGCCAGACAAAACACCUGUCCGUGCUGUAGAAAAGAGGUGAAAAGGAGAAAGAUGGUCCAAGUGAACAAACUCCGGAAAACCAUUGGCCGCCUACAAGUCAAGUGCAAGAAUGCGGAAGCUGGCUGCUUGGUGACAUGCCCUCUGGCUCAUCGCAAGGGCCACCAAAACUCCUGCCCCUUCGAGCUGAUGGCCUGCCCCAACGAGGGCUGCACCGCGCAGGUUCUGCGUGGGGUCCUCGCUGAGCACCGUCAGCAUUGCCAGCAGGGUGGCCAGCAGCGCUGCCCCUUAGGCUGUGGAGCCACUCUGGCUGCCGCGGAGGGCGAGCCACACAACUGCUAUCGUGAACUACGUGAUGCUUGGGUCCAGCGCCACGAGCGCAACCGGACCCUGCUGCUGAGCCUGCUGGGGCGUGUGCGCCAGGUGCACCGCACCACCAACUUCAUCCGCCGGCAGCUGGCACAGCUGGGCGACUUCCUGGAGGAUGACUCCCUGCUUCUGAGCUCCAGGGCUCAGGAGACUGAGGUUGCCCCGGAGGCUGAGAUGUGGGGUGUGCAGGGCCAAGGUGUCUUAUAAAGGAGUUAAAUAAACGCUGAGCCCAGGCCUGACCCACCUCACGUCCUAUG